AUGGUUCCUAAACGGCAGAGAACUUCCUCCGAUGAUAGUUCAUCCAAGAAGAGGAAGGUCAUCACCAUGGUGGUAAAAUAUGACGUGGUCAAGCGUUUGGAGAAGGGAGAAACUAACACCGAGAUAGGUCGUGCUUUAGGGUUGAGCAGGACGACCAUGGUAACCAUAGUGAAGGACAAGGAACGUAUUCUGAAGCACGUUAAGGAUGCUGCACCGAUGAAGUCAACGGUGAUUAACAAGAAGCAACGUAGCCAGAGCAUUGUUGAAAUGGAGAAAUUCCUCAUGAUAUGGCUGGAGGACCAGAACCAGCGACGUGUUCCGGUGAGCUUAAGUGUGAUCCAGGAGAAGGCUAGAGCACUGCAUGAGGCAGUAGUGAAAAAGUUUGGAGAAGGCAGUGCUGGUGGUGAAUUUUCCGUGAGUAGAGGUUGA
This is a messenger RNA of Macrobrachium nipponense, 429 nucleotides long. RefSeq names its product putative CENPB DNA-binding domain-containing protein 1. The coding region runs from base 1 to 429 and encodes 142 amino acids. The transcript has a single exon. Lineage: Eukaryota; Metazoa; Arthropoda; Malacostraca; Decapoda; Palaemonidae. The record is from RefSeq and is a predicted model, not a curated record. Gene Ontology annotation, molecular function: DNA binding.